UUUUCUUUCUUUCUGAAUUUUUCGCUCUCGUUUUUCUCGCCAUCGACCGUCAUUGUCGUUUUAACGAUAUUUGCCACCGUCUCGUGAGUUGUGUGUGUGUGUGCGCGAGUUAAAACUUAAAAUGGUCGUUUCCAUUAGAAAAAAAAUUCAUUAAAAAAAUACUCAUGUAGGCCACACCGUUGCUUUAGUAGUACUACCCGGCGAUGGCCCGUGCUCUUUUCCGCGUUAACGUCGUCCACGAUGUCCGUUUGAUAUUAUAAUUCGAAAAAUAAUAAAUUCGUCUAUUAAAUGUUAAUGGUUUUUGGUUUGCAACCGAAACCGCUAUGGACUACCCUCCCGUGCAUGAAGAACACAUGAAUUUUGUAUGGAUGAACGGAAACGAUGUUUUUAUAUCACAGUUGCAGAGCGACCACGCUUUGGGAACAACAGCCAUGGAUCCUGUGUUUUACGAAAACACAAUACCACAACUGGAAACAAUUCAACCGAGAAUAGAAAUGAACAAUUAUAUUGUUUACGACCAAACAAAAGACGUUGAAAACUCAUCUGGAAUUUGGGGUUUCAAAAACAACGAAGAAAGCCAACAUAUAAACGAGGGUUGUGCACAAGAGAAAAAAGGUUCUGGUUCGCGAAAAAUCAAACCUAUACAAAACCCCGCACUCAAGUUGAAAACCCCAAUUGCAUAUCAACGAGACUCCGAUCCUAAUAUGUUACCAAUCGAAAAAGAAGGAAGAGCUGUAUGUGUUAAUUGUGGAGCGAUCGGCGUCAAGCAUUCGUUUUAUACCAAACGAAGAAACUAUUGUAGUCAGUCAUGUGUUAAAGCAGCAAUAGAAACGUGUGAAGAUUUGGGCGAAACAACGAGUCAAUCUGCUCUAGAAGAAACCGAAGUGUCGGCAACCAAUCAAUCAAAUGAAAAUUUGUCUUUAAACGAAACACCAAAACCGGAUGUGAAUAAUUUUCUCAAUCCAAUCGCUAAAGAACAAUCUGUUGCACAACAAAAAACAGACGAGGAAUCUAACGACGACGAGUCAGUUUCGUAUGUAAUGUAUCCCACAGACGAUGAUGCACUUUUUCCACCAGACAAAAGGCCGUGUCGUCCCGUGCAACAAUCGUACAACUGGGUCAAAGAUUUGACGACCAAAAACUAUCAAGUGGCGCCGGUGCAUUGUUUUCGUUACGCUCCGAUGUCGGAUUGUUGGGACGAUAUGACCGUUGGUAUUAAAGUGGAAGUAGUCAAUACGGAUUGUGAUAAUUUUAGCGAAGAAUAUCCGGAUUAUUUUUGGGUUGCCUCCAUCGUACACAUUGCGGGGUAUAAAGCAAAAUUAAGGUACGAGGGAUAUGAAUCGGACGACAGCAGUGACUUUUGGGUAAAUUUAUGCUCUAGCAUAGUGCACCCUGUUGGAUGGUGUGCGACCCGGGGUAAACCCUUAAUACCGCCUAAAUCUAUUCAAUCUAGGCAGCGUGAUUGGAAGGAAUUUUUAGUUCGACGUUUAACUGGAGCGAGAACAUUACCUUCAAAUUUUCGCAUGAAAAUUUUCGAAUCUUUAAAGUCCAAAUUUCGUAUUGAUUUAACUCUCGAAUUAGUCGACAGAGAAUAUAUAUCAAAAGUGAAGGUGGCUAACAUUUUAAAUAUAAUCGGUAAACGGUUAGAAUUGAGAUACUACGAUGAUGAAGAACAAGUGUUUUGGGUACACGAGAAUUCGCCAUUGGUUCAUCCGGUAGGUUGGGCCGGUCGGGUAGGCCAUGACUUGUGCGCAUCCGAUGAGUAUCGUGAUCGUAUAUCCAAAGGACUGCGAGAUAAGGACGACGCCACCGAAGAUCUGUUUCCCAUGUCGUUGUCGCAUAGAGCUGGAUUUCUAGUGGGAAUGAAAUUGGAAGCAAUCGAUCCUCUUAAUCUUGCUACGAUAUGUGUCGCGACAAUUAUGAAAGUGUUAAACGACGGCUACUUGAUGAUCUCCAUAGACUUCUACAACAGCACUCCGAAAGAUUGGUUUUGUUAUCAUUGUAGUUCUGCUAGUAUUAUGCCGGCUGGAUUUUGCGACACUCAUGGCAUAAAUUUGAAACCUCCUCAAAACUACUCUGAACCGUUUAAAUGGAAAGAAUACUUGGAACAAUCGGGCAGUGUAGCAGCUCCUAAACAUCUUUUCGACCUGGAGGUGCCUAAACACGAGUUUCAAACCGGUAUGAAACUUGAGUGCACCGAUUUGAUGAAUCCUCAUUUAGUGUGCGUCGCGACCAUAGCGAGAAUCGCCGGAAGACUCGUCGAAGUUCAUUUUGACGGAUGGGAAAACGAUUUUAACCAGUGGGUGGAUUGUUGUUCGCCCGACAUAUUUCCAGUUGGCUGGUGCGAGCUGGUCGGAUACAAACUCGAAGGACCCGUUGUCAGUCAGCAGACUAACGAAGUGCGGCACGCCAAACCGAAAGUGAAAAAAGCUAAGAAGCGAAUAACAAUAAAAAAAUCCACCGAACUAUCGCGUGUGAUGCCAUCAGCUAUCCCAACAUCUUGUUACACUUCGUUCGAUUUAUGCCAGACUUGGGCGGCAAAUAAUAAAAUAUCUUCAAACUGUGAAAGAAGUCCAGUUUCGGCCACCGAACCUUUGGGUCCGGAUCAGUCGUUACCCGUUGCUUGUAAUGUAACUACUAUAAAAGAGGACCGUUCAUGUGACAAAUCUUUCCUAGAAACAGAUGCCGAAACGUGGAGCGAAAGAGACGUGUGCCAAUUUUUGACGUUCAACCACUGUGCAGCGUAUUGCGGUGUAUUUAACGUCGAUGGCAAAAAACUGUUGAACCUCACAAAAGAAGAGAUUAUCCACAUGACUGGUAACAAAGUGGGACCAUCGCUGAAAAUCUUUGAUCUUAUUCAACAGUUAAAAAACAAAGCGAAAAGGAAAAAAUAUUUAUGAACUGCGCUUUUAUUAUUUUUAGGAACAAUUUGUAAAAAAAAUAUUUUUAAAAAUGUCAGAUUUGACACUUUUAUUAAAUUAAACCAUUGUAUUUAAUUUUAACGUAUAUUACAAGCUAAUAUUACUAAUAGUAAUUACAAAUAGCAAUAGCGUAACUUUUCAACUUAUAACUUAAACUAUGCAAUAUUUUGAAACGUUGAACGAACCUUUUACAUGGUGAUGUAUUAAACAACCAAGAAACGAUAUGUCGAAAACGGCAAAUAGAAUAAUUUUACGAUAAAACCACUUGCUCAAAAUUGUGCCCUUACUAUAUUGUUAUAGAGAAUUGUACUGAUUACAGUCUUUAGAAAAUUCGAAUUUAUAUUAUGAAAAAUUGUAAAAUGUUUAUUGACAAAUGUUUAAAUAAUAAUUAGUCUAAUUUCUAAGUUAUAAUGUUGAAUUUUAGAUUACGAAUCGAUUAUUUUUCUAAAAACUAUUAUUGUAUUUCAUUCGCAUCGUCAAAUGUGAGAUUUAAGUGCUUUUAAAUUUAUAUAAAAUAUUUUAGUAUUAAAACGACAAUUUGAUGUAUUGUACACGAUUUGCCUUGUAUAAGUUAGCUAAUAUUAUAAUGUUUACCUAUAUUUGACAGAGUAAAUGCUUGUUUUACAAAAUAAAUAAUUCAAUGUGAUUUGUUUGGAUGUUGAUAAGUCUUGGUACAAUGAUAAAUCUUAAUUUUGUUUGUUUAUAAUAAUAAUUAUUAUACCUAUAUUUUUUU
Messenger RNA from Adelges cooleyi (spruce gall adelgid), 3654 nucleotides. Its product is annotated as polycomb protein Sfmbt-like. The record is from RefSeq and is a predicted model, not a curated record. The transcript is spliced from 16 exons. Gene Ontology annotation, molecular function: zinc ion binding. Bases 324 to 2900 code for a protein of 858 amino acids. Gene Ontology annotation, biological process: regulation of DNA-templated transcription. Gene Ontology annotation, cellular component: nucleus. Lineage: Eukaryota; Metazoa; Arthropoda; Insecta; Hemiptera; Adelgidae.